Molecule: messenger RNA, 3404 nt
Organism: Nothobranchius furzeri (turquoise killifish)
Lineage: Eukaryota; Metazoa; Chordata; Actinopteri; Cyprinodontiformes; Nothobranchiidae
Product: ubiquitin specific peptidase 18
Biological process (GO): protein deubiquitination
Cellular component (GO): nucleus; cytosol
Molecular function (GO): cysteine-type deubiquitinase activity
Source: RefSeq, a predicted model, not a curated record
CCCAGGAAACUAGAUGUUUGUGGCGCUGGACUGCCCUGUGCAUUUCCAGUAACUUUACACAGUAUUGAACUCACUUUAUCUCUGACUUUUUCAAUUUCCUCAUGCUUUGAAUGAAGUCUUACCUUUAAAUGUUCGAGCAGCUUAUAUUUUUUUUCCAGCUGUGACUAAUGAAACCAGUGACAUCAUUAAAUCUGAAAUCUGGACGACAGCUAAAUAAUGUAGUGAACUUACAAAUGGUUAAUCUAAGAUUUCAAAAUUUAAAUCCAUAAGAGUCAGCUCAGUUGUGAGCUUCUGAAUAAUCUGAGCGCCUGAGUUUUUACUUUUCUGUAAAUUCUCAAUGAGCUGAUGACAGUUUUUAAAACUGUCCUUUAAUAAACUUAGUUUUCCUGUAAGCUCUUGAAUGUCCAUAACAUUUCGGGGUACUGAUUCAGACUUACAAAAACUGGGAUCUUUCAUUCGAGACGUAACAUGUUUUAGAUGUAGUUCACUUUCACAGAGCAGAGCCUCCAUGCACUCCUGAACCUGAACAUACAUUUUCCACAAAAAUAAACAAAAAUGGACAAGAGUCUGCUUCUAGACCUGCAGAAAGAGAAGAGCAGAAAAAAAUGGGACACACAACAAUACAUCAAGAGCAAGCUAUCACUGCGUUAACCUGAUGAUGAAAUAUAAAAUCAACAUCGUUUAACUGAACAAUCACACGAUAAUAAAUCACAGUGCAUUUAGUGGCAACGACAGCCUUGAGACAAGUGUUGAACGUGCCCAAGCCCAUAUUUUUGAGAGCACCAUGUGAGCACCUGUGUGUGUACACGCGCUUGUUUAUGUAAGGUUUCUCUAUAGGAGCGUCCAAUAGAGAGUGCGUGUUUUAUUUGGAUGAGUCUGCUUUGUGAAGGUUGUAGUAACAACUUGUGACCACAAGGGGGCGAAAAUAACUUCCAACAAUUGAGUUCUCCUAUCCUGUUUCCAUCCAGAUGACCAAUAACACACAUAUCAAUUAAUUAUAAAGAGUAUAAAUAUCCUCUCUGUUUAUAAUGGUAAUCAGCCCUUUUAUAUAUACUUGAAUGACGUAUAUAUUAAAUGACCCGACUACAAGCAAUUGAAUGCUUAACAAGAAAUUGGUUAGAAAUAAAUUGUUUUCCCCUGAGUUCAUCCAUCUUCAUUUCUAAACUUCUUCAACUGAUCAAACCAAUGCGGAGAAAUAUGUUUGCACCAUAUUUUGAAGCUCUCUCUUAAAACGAAGGCUUGUGUGCUUUUUAAGUGAAAUAAACUUAUUUUUAAAAUACUUGAAUUGACUACAAUCAAAGAUUUGAACUCUGCCCUGCUGCUCAAUUAGCGUCCAAAGCAGAACUCAACUUCCGCCAGUCCUUCACAAUAAGAGUCCCGAAUAUACGUACCUUUAAUUAUUUACUAGUAGAAUGUGAUAUAUAUAUAUAUAUAUAUAUAUAACAUUUAUCUAGGCUUCAUGUUUUAAGUUUUGCUUGUUUUUCUCUUCCUCGCAUCAUUUUAAGAGGGUUGUUCUGUGGUCAUAAUGAUAUGGCUAGUUGAUGUUAGGUUUCGAUUUCAGUAAAGCGAACAGAAACGAAAGCUAGGCAGAUGGGAGGAUGUUUACUGUUGGAUCAGCUGUAGCCCAGGUGCUCAUCUGAUCUGAACCAGGAACAUCAGGUGUGGAUCAACUGAUCUUCUCGAACUCUUCCCAGAUGUUCUGUGGGUAUCUGUCACCGCGGUGGGCAUCUCUGAGACACAUACAGCUCAGAAUGAGAGGCCUAACUAACUACCGUCUGUCCUGCUGUGUGAACUCUAUGCUGCAGACGCUUGCUGCUACCUGGGAACUAGCAGUGAUUCUAGAAAAGUGGCAAGUGGCUGGUUCAGGAGCAGAUGAUUGUAACAUCCCCCUGCAGCUGAAGAAAGUACUCACGGCCAUGCAGAGCGACGCAACUCAACCUGCUCCACAUCGCGACUUCCUCCACUGCCUGGACAGAAACUCCAUCAGAUUAAACAUUCAGCACGACGCAGAUGAGAUUUUCCUCUCCAUUCUGGGCUUAGUUCGGCAGCAGAUGGACGACAGAGUUCUGGCUCUUGAAAUUGAGAAUCUGUACAAGAUCUCAGUGGAGACGCAGCUGCGGUGCUUGGAGUGUGACUUGGUUCAAACUCGGAGCAGCUUCCUGCUCAGCCUGCCUUUACACAUAAAAGAAGAUGAAAACUCUCUGGAAAAUUGCAUGGCUUCGUUUUUUGAGCAUCAGGAGCUGAGGGGGACCAACAGCUGCUAUUGUACACAUUGUGAGACCAGGAACCCAUCCAGACAGGGUCUUAAACUCAACUCCCUGCCUCAAAUCUUGUGCAUCCAGUUGAAACGCUUCAGAAACAGGAGAGGUUCGACCCAAAAACUGGAGUGUACGGUUACUUUCCCAGAGAACGUUGACUUCUCUGAGAUUCUCAUAGAAGCAUUCUCUGCAAGCUUUUCUCAGAAAGAGUGCAAGUACACUCUGUAUGCGGUGGUAGUGCACUGUGGCUGCGCUGCGUUUGGACACUACACUGCUUUUGUACGUCACAAGGUCAACCAGCAGUGGUACUAUGCAGAUGACAGCCAUGUUCAACAGGUGUCAUGGAGAGAGGUGCAGACAGCAUACGGCAGGCUUGACAGAGGCACAGCUUACAUGUUGAUGUACAGAAGAGAUUUGACACAGGAGGGAGAACCGAACCUUUCAGGAUGAGUGGGUGGAUAAACCGGGAGACAUAGGACGAAUGUAUUCAUCAGAUUUUUAAAAAUUAUUCUGAAUCAGUGAACGGUUACAUGUUUGAUGGUGUUAUGGCUUCAGCAUGCGUAAAUUAACACAGCAGUGUGUGUAAAAGACCAACAGGUGGUGGUGAAUGCUUGAAGUAUGAGCUGGUUUUCUCUUAGGACCACACACACACACACACACACACACACACACACACACACACACACACACACACACACACACACACACACACACAUGUCUGUUUUUCUAUCAUAGUGAGGACCCUCCAUUGACUUCCAUUCAUUUUUGUGACUCCACUAUGUCUAACCCAAACCCUAACCUUAACUAAAACUUCAUUCACACCAGACCUCUAAAACCAACUGGUAAGCUUCUAAAAAAAGCGAGGACCAAAAAAAAGUCCUCACAUUGUAGGGAAAAUGGUCUAAAUGGUCUUCAGUAUGUAGUAUGUACAAGAACACACACACACGCGCACACACAAAGGGGUGGGUUUGAAGACCAUGCUUAGCUUACAUAUUUGGGGGAUUUCCAGACAGUUCUGCACAUGUCAUUUUAAAAGGACAAAAAAGUAGGUUUUAAAUAUUAAUUUUAACGAAAACAACUACAAAAGUAUCUAAUAUAUGAACAUAUUUUCUCAUAAAUGAAAGUAAAUAAAAAAGUUAAGUGAAA